AUGCGGCGCACUGACCAGGCGCUAAGCGCGCUCCAGUCUGCAACUCCAAACUUUGCACUUCAAGGCUCUUUCUAUUCAACAACACCACGCGACAUCAAAAAGAGUCUGCAGCACACUCUCAUCUCCUCGGCAACACUGCCCACAGCGAUGUCUGCGACAGACGCCACGGCUCACACAGACCACGACGACCAACUUGAGGCCCGCCGCGAAGCAAAGCCAAGGACGCUCCUUGAGACCCGCCUCAAUUUGAAGCAGCAGAUCGACGCUCUCGUCGCUACCCAUCAGAAUGACCAGCCGCCACCGUUCACCUCUCCCGAGCUCAUCAUCAUGGCCAUUAUCGUCAGCAAGAAUGAGUUCUGCAACAAACACGAAAUCUUAGACUGGGUCGAAGACACUUUUCCCUAUUGGGCGAAGCUGGCGAGGAAUGGUGAGACAACUGGCAACGAAGACCACGCUGCCUUCCGCCCUGGAGACGAUGCGGUACACUACAUGGAGCAAGAAUUUCUGGAUACUUUGAGAGCCCAUGAGCUCCCACUAAAUCAGAACUCGUCUCACUACGCCGUGAGGACCGACGCCGCCCAGAUCUUCCUCAGGCGCUGGCUGGAUCCUCCGCGCAAGGGCACCUUCCAUUUCCUCGAUCUUCCCGCCGAGCUUCGCAAUCGCAUCUACGAGUUGGUGCUCAUCUUCCCUAACUCCAGAAUCGAGCUACGCAGAGGCAUAGGAUCCCAUGGUCCGAUCGAUUUGUUUGCCACGGAGCGGGACACAGCUGGCACCGGAACUGAAGGCCAGCAUCCCAUUCUCAAGCCUAACGAAAUCCUCAACAUCGCACUCGUCAAUCGACAGUUGGCUAAGGAAACGAUCCCGAUAUUCUACGGUGCAAAUCAGUUAUCCUUCAGCCAAGGCUCCGCCAUUGCCAGCUUCGUCAAGAUCACCUCACCUCGGCGGCUGCGUCUCAUCAAGCAAAUCGAAAUCUCAGUCGAUGUCUACCGCACCUACCAACCCGUUCACUGGCGGGAGCCAGACCAAGAGAUGGGAUCCACCAUCGAAGCCCUAAGCAAAGCCAUUCCAUCUCUACCGACUCUGACAUUCAAGAUCAAUGGUACGAGGUGGCAGUACGAUUCCCGGCUUGAGCCUCGGAUGGGUUUCAUAGCCAGCCAGUGGAGCUCAUUCGAUAAAUACUCUUCGCUCCGUGCGAUUACCAAGCUGGCGGUCCAGACGAAGAAGUGCAUAAUCCUCUUCAACUAUGAGCACCAAGCCCGACAUGAAUACAUGAAGGCCAUCCAAGAGCCGGUGGUGGAAGAGCUGAAGCGGCUCAAAGGGGAAGCAGGAAGUGUGAGAGUCACUGAUGCGGAUGGGCGUUGUGUUGUGGUCGAGGAAGGAGACAAGCAAGCAUAG
Zasmidium cellare ATCC 36951 is the source of this 1395-nucleotide messenger RNA. RefSeq lists its product as uncharacterized. Bases 1 to 1395 code for a protein of 464 amino acids. The transcript has a single exon. NCBI's taxonomy places the organism in Eukaryota, Fungi, Ascomycota, Dothideomycetes, Mycosphaerellales, Mycosphaerellaceae. The record is from RefSeq and is a predicted model, not a curated record.